Vicia villosa (hairy vetch) is the source of this 3549-nucleotide messenger RNA. RefSeq lists its product as uncharacterized. Lineage: Eukaryota; Viridiplantae; Streptophyta; Magnoliopsida; Fabales; Fabaceae. The record is from RefSeq and is a predicted model, not a curated record. Bases 246 to 3275 code for a protein of 1009 amino acids. The transcript has 3 exons.
UUGUAAUAAUAUAUAAACGAUAAAGAACGACGACAUUGGUGUUUGCAUUGUGUUACUGAGUGUCAUUUUCACGAGUCAGAAAUUUGGUCUCUUCUUCAAAGUCUCUUCUUCACCACUACCUGUUACUGCCAAGGGUGGAUGUAAAUUUGAAGGCUGCACAUCUUUUGGGAGACUGGUGGAAGUGGAAUAUUGGAAGUACACUUGGCUACACCUCACACUCUACGGUUUUGUGAUUUGGAUCUUUGAUGGACUGCAACAAAGAAGAGGCCUUAAGGGCCAAGGGCAUUGCUGAAAAGAAGAUGGAAAACAGGGAUUUCGCAGGGGCUCGUAAAUUUGCUCUUAAGGCUAAGCAGUUGUAUCCUGUUUUGGAUAAUAUAGCCCAAAUGCUCGUUGUUUGUGAUGUGCACUGCUCUGCAGAGCAGAAAGUGUUCGAUAAUGAGAAGGACUGGUAUGGAAUUCUUCAGCUAGAACACACAGCUGGUGAUGCAAUGAUUAAGAAGCAGUACCGAAAGUUUGCUCUUCAGCUUCAUCCUGAUAAAAACAAGUUUUCUGGUGCUGAGUCUGCAUUUAAGCUGAUUGGGGAAGCUCAAAGAGUGCUUUCAGACACCAUAAGCCGAAAUAGGUAUGACAUGAAGCUUAGGUUGAAUAAAGCUUUUAUGCCUCGUCAAAAUCAACAAAAGGUUCCUACGAAUUUCAAUUCUGCGACGAAAAACAAUGUUGCGCCCAACUUUACAAACUCAAACACCCAAAAGCAGCAGAAAAAUAAGCAGCCCGCACAGCAGCAGCAAAAUAAGCAGCCCGCACAGCCGCAGCAAAAUAAGCAGCCCGCUCAGCAGCAGCAAAACGGUGUGCGCCGCACUUUUUGGACUGCCUGCCCAUUUUGCACCGUGAGGUAUCAGUACUAUAGAGAAGUUAUAAAUAAAUCUAUUCGCUGUCAACAAUGCCAUAGGCCCUUCGUUGCGUAUAUCGUGGACGGGCAAGGUUCGUCUCAAACAACUAACUCAAGUCAGCAAGCAUUUGGCCAGCAGAAAGAUGGUUUGAAUAAUGGUACUCAGAAGGAAAAUAUCGGAUCUCAAAGCAGCUCGCAUACUGAGAAGUCCAAUACAAGGCCUUUCAACAAUAAAGACCCUGUUGAUGUCUCGGGAAAGCCAAGUGUGAAGAGAAAGUGGAUUUCAGUGGAAGAACUCAAUCUAAGCUCUGAUUCUUCGAGCAGUAGUGAUUCUGAUUCUGACAGUGAAAUAUUUGCUGGUGUGAAUGGCUUUCCAGGUGUAAAAAACCAUUCAACUGGGCAGCCAAGCAGAUCUGUGCGACAGAAGCCUAAUGUUUCCUACAGUGAUAAUAUGAGCGUCAAUGACUUAUUAAAACCUUCAAAAAGGGGUGAGGAGAAUGGAGCACCUUGUGUUAAUGGUCAAAUUCAUAACGAGACAGCUAAAAUGAAUGAUCAGAAUGGUUCAGCAGCUGAUCCAAAAGAUGAACAUGAAAAGUUAAAGCAGAAGAAACAAGAUUUUCAUUCAAAAGAGAGCUCACUGAAUAGAAAUGAGAGGAAAAAUUGGGCAAAUGGAAAAGAAGCUGUGGGUGGAUCAAAGCAGAUGGGUGAAACUUCAGAGCAUUUUUCUCCAAAUUCAAUCUAUAAGGCAACAAAUCAUCCUAAUGCUAAUGGAUAUCCCAAAGCAGAGCAUUCUUCUCCAAAUUCAAUCUCUAAGGCAACAAAUUAUCCCAAUGCUUAUGUCUAUCUCAAUGCUGAGUUCAGCGAUUUUGACAAGGACAGAAAAAAAGUAUGUUUUGCGCCUGGGCAGAUUUGGGCUAUGUAUGAUACAACAGAUGGCAUGCCUAGAUUCUAUGCUUUAAUCAGAGAAGUUCUCUCUCCUGGAUUUCAUUUGAAGGCAACCUGGCUUGAACCACAUCCAGAUGACCAUGAUCAAAUCAAGUGGGUAGAUAAGGAAUUGCCUGUGGCUUGUGGGAAAUUUAAACUUGGGACCACUGAUAUCAUUAAAGAUCAACUGAUGUUUUCUCAUCUAGCUCAGUGUGAUAAGAUUGGCCGCAAUACUUUUAAAGUCUAUCCUAGAAAGGGAGAAACAUGGGCUCUUUUUAAAAAUUGGGAUAUCAAAUGGUACAUGAAUGCAGAAUUUCCUAAGCAUUAUAGAUAUGAGUUUGUGGAAAUCUUGUCAGAUUAUGUCGAAGGUGAGGGUGUAUCUGUUGUGUACUUGGGGAAGUUGAAAGGUUUUGUAAGCCUCUUCUUUCAAAUUAUGAAAGAAGAUAACCGGUCAUUUCAAAUUCCAUCCCGGGAGUUAUUUAGGUUUUCUCACAGGAUUCCAUCUUUUAAAAUGACUGGUCAGGAAGGAGCAGGCGUUCAAUUAGGAUAUUUAGAAUUUGAUCCUGCAUCUAUACCAUUGAAUCUUGAAGAAUUUUCUGUUCCUCGAAAUUUGGAUGUGAAUGCAAAAUCUUCAAAAAAAUCAAAACCCUUUAUGAGGCCGGAAGAAAUUGCAUCCACUUCUAAGGUUAAUAUUGAACCAAGCAAUCCGACUGAGAUGAAAGAUUCUCUUGAUGAUAUGGAUGACGGUCAUGCUACUCCGACUUCAACCCUUGAUGCAUUUGAAAUUCCAGAUGCUCAAUUCUUCAACUUUGAAACUUGGAGGUCCCUUGAUAAGUUCCAGAUUGGUCAAAUAUGGGCAUUUUACAGCGAUGAAGAUGGAAUGCCAAAAUACUAUGGUGAGAUUAAAAAAAUUAAGACUAGCCCUGACCUUGAGUUGCAUGUUAAUUGGCUUGCUUGCUCCCAGCUACCAGAGGGCACCUCUAAAUGGAUAAAUGAAGAUAUGCUUACUACCUGUGGCAGAUUUAGAAUCAUGAAAACAAAUGAUUUUUUCUCGAUUUACAAUAGCCUGUCUUGUAUUUCACAUCAAGUACGAGCUGAGGCUAUCGGUAAGAGUUACGCCAUCUAUCCAAGAAAAGGUGAAGUAUGGGCUGUAUAUAAGAAAUGGUCAAGUGACUUCAAGUGUUCUGACCUGAAAAAUGUGGAGUAUGACAUAGUGGAAGUUCUUGAAGAAGGUAGUUGUUUUAUAGAGGUUUUAGUUUUGGAGAAUGUUAGUGGAUAUCGCAGCGUCUUCAGAUGCAAAGUAGUUGAUGGUUGUUCUGUCAAAGUGAGAAUGCCCAGAAAAUAUUUGCUUGCUUUCUCUCACCAAAUUCCAGCUUUCAAACUGACACAAGAGCAUGGCAUCCUCAAGGGCUUCUGGGAGCUUGAUCCAGGUGCGCUACCACCUUCGUUCCUUUGGCCUUAGAUGAAGCUUGGCGGGGAGGAAGAAGCCUUGGUAGAGACUGAUAUCCUCGAGGUUUGGUAUGAUAUAUAGUUUUUCUUUUUUGGAAGCUUAGCCUUUUGUAAUUAAGAUGAAACUAUAGUUUUUGCUGAUAUGACAGCACGGUGUAACAUUUUGGGGUACUGUUCCGGCUAACUCUUGAAAGACAAAGGUUUAUUGUGCCGGUUAUUGGUUGCAUUCGUGGCUUUCAUAGUGACAGUUUACAGCUAUAAAGAAGUUAUAAUAUGUUAUUUUGUUA